Messenger RNA from Hyaloperonospora brassicae, 1203 nucleotides. NCBI's taxonomy places the organism in Eukaryota, Oomycota, Peronosporomycetes, Peronosporales, Peronosporaceae. The record is from the annotation of a GenBank genome assembly.
AUGUCGAGAGAAGACGAGAGUGAUUGCGCUGGCGCUGAGAGCGGGCAGCGUUCACGCAAACGGCAAAAGUCCGAGCCAAAUGAGUACGAAGCGCAAAUUAAAAAGCUACAACAGGAUGUUGCCGAAGUGAAGGAGAGGCUGCAUUCGAUGAGCAAUCAGUCCUCAACAAACACGGCGUAUGAGCUGGUAAAAAAAUGUGUAGAGGCAAAACAAAAGGCAGCCACGAUGAGGAGGAAGCUUGCACAACACAAUCACUGGCUGCAACGAGUCAGUAGCUUGAUGGAGACAGCACCACUUUUUGACUACGGUGUCGUCGACACGAGUGGAGUGCAGGCUGACGAAACGAAGCAGGAUACGACGUCGCAUCGAAGUUUGAAGGCACUGGACGAGUCGCACGGACAACCCAGGAGAAAGCUCCACCCUCGACUGCUCUUUGGCGAGCGCCUGCAUGCCGCAGUGGUGGUUUCCCAGGAAAACGUGUCGAAACUGUUGCAGGAUGCGACGAGUAAGGCUCAAUCGUUUCACCUGUCGUUAGAAUUUGAAUCACAUGGAUGGGAAAUAGCAACGGGGACUCUCGUGAGCGAUCACAUGGGCUUUUGUUGUCAUCGCUUGCUAAGUGGUGGCGCGGACGACAAGACGAAAGAUGUAGCGACUGCGUUGUGGAACUUCGUGGAGUGCGAUGAAAUUUUCCGAACAUUUGUGCCGCUCGUUCAAGCCUCAAUCACGACUUACCAAGAAACGAACUGCUCUUUGUCAUGUAGAGUGAUACAACUUUCCCAGGAAAUGAAGCAGCAAGCGGUCGCAACUAUCGAGUCGAUCCGGUCGACCCGCGAUAAUACUGGACAAGAGAAUGUUUGGCAGAUUUCCAUGGAGGCAGUGCACGAUCACUUUCUGUGCACAUUUGUGGCAGAUGCGUCCGCGGAUGCUGCCAUGCCGAACAGUGCUCCACCUGUCAAGCUUGACCUGGGACUCCAAAUGAGCAAAGUUAACAUGCACAACAAGUUUAUACUGGGUGCACGGGUGACUAAAGUGGAUGAGGGGGUAGACAUCUUGAUUGCAGGCUCGGCGCGGUUCGACCUUCCGUGCUAUAGCGAUCCGGCCUUUGACUUGCUCCAGCACUUUGUGUCGCACUUGCCUGUGUACGAAGAUCUUUAUUUAACACCGCUAAACGAUAGUCAAGCGUCUGACGUACACGAGAUGUAA